AUGAAAGAGUCGACUGAAGGAGAGAUUGACAUCCGGUUCGUGCGAAACCGGAAACGUAAUGCUGUGCCGAACAAACCCACGUUCACUGAUGUCUCCCACGCUUACGACUAUUUGCGGACAUUAUUCCCGAUCCAGAAGUUCAACCAAAGGAUACCAACCAUCGUAUGGAAGCAUCAGUUGUACCCUCUCUUGAAAAACAAGACACUCAUCGAUCGACAACUGAAUAGUUGGUGUGAAUCAGCUUAUAUAAGACUCUUCAGACUGGGAUCCACUAUCGACAACCACGAAGUGGUCAUUGUCUUGAUGUCGGACUUCCAGGAGUUUGCGGACAAGUGUUGUCGCAAAACUAUAAUUACCGAAAGAUUUUUGAAGAAAGUUAUCAUUGAGAAGUCUUCGACACAAAUAUCUUGUGAUGUAUUGAAAAACGAGUACCAAUUCAAUGACGACAACAUCAGUGAACUGAUCCGAUGCGGGCUUCUGGCGCGACAUCGAAGUAGUGGUGUUUUGUUGAUAUCUCUGCCAAAUGCGGGCGAAUUCGUCAAAGCCUUUGAUUUUGGCAAAAAGUUCUUGAUUUCUAUUAUUAAGAAAAGUAAAUAUAAAGAGAUCUUGAAAUCGGAACUAAUGAAGAGACGGGUUCCCAAAGAUAUGAAGUUUGACAUCGAAUACCAUUUAUACGAUCUCAUCGGUUCCGAAGUCAUUCAAACGUAA
Messenger RNA from Oppiella nova, 708 nucleotides. Lineage: Eukaryota; Metazoa; Arthropoda; Arachnida; Sarcoptiformes; Oppiidae. The record is from the annotation of a GenBank genome assembly.